Diaporthe citri is the source of this 1254-nucleotide messenger RNA. RefSeq lists its product as uncharacterized. The transcript has 5 exons. Lineage: Eukaryota; Fungi; Ascomycota; Sordariomycetes; Diaporthales; Diaporthaceae. Gene Ontology annotation, molecular function: FAD binding. Bases 1 to 1254 code for a protein of 417 amino acids. The record is from RefSeq and is a predicted model, not a curated record.
AUGGCAAAGGUUAAGGAAGGAUUCAAUGUGAUCAUCGUCGGCGCAGGGCCGGCCGGCCUCCUCCUUGCCCUGAUGCUGGCACAGAAGGGCAUCUCGGUCACCGUUGUUGAGAAAGGGGACGAGAUAGACCGCAACCCCCGCGCCAGCUUCUACAACUCACCAACAAUCUACGAGCUGCGGCGCGCGGGGCUGAUGGAGGACAUCAUGAAGAACGCCUUCAUCCCGGACGGCGUGAGCUGGCGGAUCCUCGAGGUCGGCGGGGAGAAGACAUUCGAGCAGGUCUGCACCCUCCUGGCAGAUAAUCCACCAGGGGGGGAGACCAACAUAUCUUUGCCCUUGGACGAGCUGCUGCCGCUGAUGAAUGACCAUCUCGCGCGACACCCGAGCGGGAAGGUGCUGCUUAGCCACGAGGUCUUGUCUGUUGGCCAGGACGAGGACAAGGCUUGGGUGAAUGUGAAAACGCCGCAAGGUGAGAAGAGGCUCGAGGCGGAUUAUAUUGUCGGGUGUGACGGCGCGCCCAGCAAAGUCCGUCGCGAGCUGUUCGGCAGCGAAUUCCCGGGCUUCACAUGGGACAAGCAGAUUGUCGCCACAAACGUGUACUACCCCAAGUUCAAGGACUACAAGUGGACUUCGUCGACCUUCAUGAUCCACCCGGACCACUUCCCGAUGAUCGCGCAGCUGGCCAACGACGGCCUGCUGCGAAUCACGUACGGCGAGGACGCGGGUCUGACGAGGGAGCAGAUGCAGGAGCGGCUGCCGUGGAAGUUCAAGCAGUUUGUGCCCGGGGCGCCGGAGCCGGAUGAGUAUAAAGUCGUCAACUUCAGCCCGUACAAGAUCCACCAGCGCUGCGCCGAGAAGUUCCGGGUGGGGCGUGUCUGUCUCGCUGCUGAUGCGGCUCACGUAUGCAACCCUUUCGGCGGCAUGGGUCUCACUGGAGGCCUAGUUGACGCAGGCAAUCUCUUCGAUUGUCUGUACGGCAUAGCCACGGGCCAGCUCGACGACAGUAUCCUGGAUAAGUACUCUGAGGUCCGGAUCCAAAAGUACAACGACAUCAUCAAUCCAAUUUCCUCAAGCAACAUCCGCAGGGUGUGGGAUCCCAGCCCGGAGGCUAUCAAGGCAGACCCGUUCUUCCAGGCGGUAGAGAGGGCAAACAAGGACGAGGAGUUUGCAGAAGAGAUGAAAAAGGGCUUGCUUACUGUCAUGCAUGAUUUCACACAGUACUACAAGCCGCCUGCAGUCCAGAACGGGGCAUAG